Messenger RNA from Amoebophrya sp. A120, 1397 nucleotides. Lineage: Eukaryota; Dinophyceae; Syndiniales; Amoebophryaceae. The record is from the annotation of a GenBank genome assembly.
AUUUCGUGGACACUCUGAGUACUGCUGGAUCAACAUGAUACAUGGAUCUACCACUUUUUCGUAUCGAAUAAAGAAUGUAGACAAGAACCACGAUCCUCACGAGUAGAACGAGAUCAAUUAAAGCGACAAUGGUACUUACAGACACUUGUCUUACAAGAAGCUCGUCGUCAUCGUCCACGACUUCUACGGUGCGUGCCGGUUGCCUGGACGGAAACUGCACUGUCUUGACGGCAUGUUGUAACUCGUCGCCGAGAUUGGCUAGUCGUAGCGCGGAAAAGAGAAGAAGAAAUCGCAGGCCCGCAAGUAUCAAGCUCACGACUCUGUCUCUGGUCUCGUCAACAUCUGCGGCUUUGGUUUUGUUCCAUCUAAACAGCUACCCAAGUGGAAUCAACACCGCCCUUGCCGCCAGCUGCGAGGAAGGGAACCGGCUUUCGUCCAUCGAGGCCAUCAACCUGCAGUGUGACGGCGAGACGCAGAUUCCCUGGCCGGAGGGCUUCGGGAACCUUUUGUCUUUGCCCUUCGGGCUCGACAUCGAACAGGCGAAAGAAUUCGGAAAGGGGCUGUUCAAGCGGAAUUUCAUGGAGGUAUUCGAACUUAGUGGCGUCACCGGCGACGGGCAGUAUCGCUUCAUGCCGAACGUCCGGUGCAAGGGCGAACUGAAGGGGAUACACCCCAUCGGAAGCAAGGGCGAAGCAUGGACCAUGGCCAUAUGGAACGAUGCGCAGGUACUGCAAGGGUGACUCUCGUCUGAUAUAAAAAUCUAGUAUCACCGUCGUGAGCUGGAAGCAAAUGCUAAAUGCUGGUUGUCCUUGACGGCUCCGCAUCCGCGCCCAUAAACAAGCAAGGCUAUGCAUGCAAGGAAGGACAUUAUCAGCUUUGGCAUUGUUAUACCCACUCUCAAACACACACAUUAACAGGAUUGGUGCUCGACGAAAGACAAUAACUGCACGGGCAUCAUGCAGUUUGUUGGAAACAGCACGGAAAACUGUCAUCACUGGUGCGGGACACCGCAGUUCUGCACAAAUAUAGAGCUAGAAGAUGAUGAGGAGUUGACUAUCCCAAGCAACGACUGGAACUUGUGGUACAAAACUAGACCGUAGAAAGUGAAAGUUGGCACCACGAAAGCUAGGCGCUGAUAUUUUGGAUAAUUCAGAUGGGUAUCGAUAGCUGUUGCUGUAGCACGCGGAUAGAAACUCCAACAGAUUUUUUUGUCGUGCGCGAUUGGAUCGUCUGACUUUGAGUAGAAAAGUAAAGGUUCUCAAUUUGUCACGCAGUGCGGAAAACUGUACAUUCCUCAAGAACAGCAAGCCAAAACCUGACCCACUGCUGAAAGUAAACAAGCUCUGUGAGGACCGGAGUCGGACGAGCCGCAGCAGCUCCCUCACAUAUUGCAUGUA